AGUUGGACGCUUAACCGACUGAGCCCCCGGGCGUCCCCAGGUGUGACCGCUUUUAAUCACCAACCUCAUUCCCUCCAAGUUGGCACCCUCACCAUCUCACACUCAGAACCUUCUAAAUGGUUUCUGUGCUUCCAGUCCCUUCCACGUCCAUCCCCCACAGAGUGGCUGUGCACCGCUUCCGGUCAAGGCCUUGUACGGGCUGUGGCUUCCCCUGAGGUGCCCACACACUUCAGCGGUGUGGCCCCUCUGACUCGGUCUCUCCACCCUCUCCGAAAUGGCCUGGUUUUGGCCGCAUCACCCUGCUCGCCCUUCCCUGGACACACCACAUGGGCUCUGGCCUCUCUGGGUGUUUGUGCUGGCUGCUUCUUCUGCCUGGAAACAAGGCAUACACCUGGCUCAACCCCUCACCCUCACCUCCGGGUCUUUGUCAGAUGUCGUGUGAUCCGGGAUACCCCUCCCCUCCUAUUCUAGUUACAACGGCCGCACAUGCCCGCCUCCCUACGGCACUCACCACUCACUCCAUAUUCAUUGUCCACAGCAAUGAAUGAUCACCAAAUGACCUGUGUUUGUUUCUCAUCCUCAAGCAGAAUGUAAGCUUUAUGAGGGAUUCUUUGCCUAGUUGGUUUCCUUGUACAUCUUGAUGGUUUAGAAAACUACCGGGCGCAGAGGAGUUACACGUGUGUGCUAAACCACACGUGAGUGGUUUGUGGCCUCUGGCAAUUUGUCCCUGCUGCUUCCUCUCGCUCACCUCAAGGCCAUUGUGUGGGUUUCUUAGUGACAAGUGAUAAUUUUGGAGAAUGGAAUAAAGACCGUAAAGGCAGGAAUCAAGCAUUGUAUUCUGCUUCAUUCUCUUCCUUCUCAGACUUCAGGGUCUUCUGCUGCCGUCCCAUGAACGCCUCAUCAUCUUUGAGACACCUAAAGUAAGACUUCCCUCUAGUUGUUUCUGUUCACCUCACCCUCUUGGGUAACUUUACUGAUAAACAUUAAGAGCUGUCAGUGCUGCGCACAAACCACAGAUGUUUUUCAGAAAUAAUCUCAGAUCCCUCGGCAGAGACCGUCCGCGCAAUUACAGAUGAAAUGAUGGUCACUUCCCAGCAAGGAGGUGAGCUCACCGAGUCGCAAACCUUUAUCUUAGUGUCCGGAUGACCCCUGUCUACACCUGCAUGGAUCCUGCCCCUGUAGUCACUGGCAUCGAACAACAAUUUGGUGCUGGACAUGCCAACUUGGAGAUGGGAAUUAUCUUCCUCAGACUGGAGCUGGGAUGCUGGGAAGUUCUGCCCUCCUUUGCCUUUAUAACUUCACUUUGCUCACUGGAUACAAGUUGAGACCACAGCUCAGAUUGUCAACCAACUAGUCUUAGCCAACAAGACUAAGAGCCAAAGACUGACUCUUUUCUCCAGAAGGAUCUCACAGACAACGGCAGCUUUUGGAUUGAAAUAUUUCCUGGAUGAUGCUGGAUGUAAACCUGUGUUCUAUUUACAGAGUGUCCAGAGGGGUUUCUCUCAGAAUGACCCGCUUUCUGAGUGGCUUUUAUUGUCUUUCUUCCAUUUUGACUUUAAUUGUGAAUCGAAAGCAGUGGCUGGUGGACACCUCUGUGCCGACAGCUUUAUGUUUCCCAGCAUUCAGCCCCUUUGUGCUCAUUAGCAGUGACACCCAUGUCUCUCUGUCCUUCUUUGACUUCUGCACCAGAAAAUUUUUUCCUAAUCCAGUUAAACUCUUCUGUUCUGACUUCUGCAAGUGGAUCGAUUAUAUCUAUCUAUAUCUAUAUCUAUAUCUAUAUCUAUAUCUAUAUCUAUAUCUAUAUAAUUAGGUGAUUAUCAGCUACAAAGUAUUCUUCUAGAAUCAAUGAUAUAAUAGUGAACAAGAACAACUUGUUAACUAAGCAAAGCAAGCCUCAGGUUUAUGCACAAAGUAUGACAACUUGUAGGAAUACAUAGGAAUGCAUAGGCACACAGAGGGGUGUAUCCAUGUGCAAACAAAAUUCUAAAAGGAUACCAUCCUGCGAACAUUGCGUUUCUCCAGGAGGUAGAAUUAUCAUAGACUUUCCACUUUUAUUUUAUAAAUGUACAUACAGUAGUGCUCCUUAAUAAACAAUAGUUAAUAUUUUAUGCAUUAAUAAUGUAAAUGUGUAUUGGGGGAAAUGUGCAUGUAUAAAAGUUUUAUGUUUUGUAGAUAAAAGUGUUUCUCAUUGAGUUGGGCACAAGCACUGACUAACAGGAAGAAGGGACCACGGACCAGAGGCCCAGAGCCCACUAGGAUAACCGGCUUCAGAGCUGCCGAGUACCCUUCCUCUAUUUUCUCUGUCCUGGUCCUGUGUGUCUUUUUGUUUUUUGUCCCUGACCCAAGCCAGUGAAGCUCACAAGAAUGACCUUCCCACCUCAGGCUGCAGACAUGUAAAGAGCAGUAAGAUAAUGUUUCCUCGCUUCCAGCUACCAGCGAUGAUCACUAGAGUUGCCUUCGUAGAGUCUGAAAUAACGUGGAAACACUUCAGGGAUCGGUAGCCCUGACCUUAAAGUGCAGUUCACACUCCCAGGAAUUGGCCUGCCACUGUUAAGAAGAAAUGAAGUCGCUCCUCGACCUUAGAAGUAUAGUGGGGGUGUCACUUCCCAGAGGCCUCGCGACGCUGCUUGACCCCUUCUCCGAGAUUUCUGGGGUUCGGCAACCCCUGCCGUUGGGACUACAUUACCCUGAAAACUCUGCUUUGAACGGCAGGGGCAAUAGCCCAAUGAAAGUCCAGAAAAGGGACACUUCCGGCAGGGCGUAGCGCCUUGAGGCGGGACUUCCGCCUUUUCCGUGGCGGUCGUUUUAGCGGUUCUGGGGUCUCCGGGAUCGGUCGGAAGGUGCGGAACACCGGCUUGGGACCCAGGCGACCGACACAGGAGGCACGAGAGGAGGCUUCGUCCUCGCUGUAGGGAGGCUGGUCUGGGGUCGGGGACUUCGCUGCCUGCGAGCCCGGCCUGGACACUGCGGAGCCCGUGACCGUCCGGGUCGCUCAGCUGUCAUCUCUUCACUUCGCCCACAGAGUCCGAUGGCGGCGGCCGCGCGCAGGGACCCGGCUGAGGUUUCCGUGGUUGCAGAAGUGCUCUGGGAGCCUCCACAGCUAAGUGCAGGUGUAUCAGUCCCUCACUGGCCCUGCCGCACAUUUGGUCCAGAUCUGUGGUGUCCUGUGACUCUUCACCUGCCAUUCCCCCAGCCCUUGGGUUGGGGACCCUGAAGAAUUCUAGCUCAGGGUGGCGCCUAGGCCGGGGUUUAUAUGGUGAGAUUCCCAUACAGGGCCAUCCAAGGAAAGAGAUGCGGAAGCUCGUUACGAAACAGGUGUCAUGAUGUGGAACUGCUUGGAGGGAAGUGUUACUUUUGAGGACGUGGCCCUAUAUUUCUCCUGGGAGGAGUGGGAUCUCCUGGAUGAGGAUCAGAGAUGCCUGUACCACGAUGUGAUGCUGGAGAACUUUGCGCUCACAUCCUCACUAGGUUGUGGGCACGGAGUGGACGAUGAGGAUGUACCUUUGGAAGAGAGCAUUUCUGUAGGAGUGUCACAGAUCAGGACUCUUGAGGCAGAUUCAUCUCCCCAGAAGGCCCAGCCCUUUGAGAUGCACGGCCCGAUCUUGAGAAACAUUCUGCGCUUGGCUGAGCACCAGGAAACUUAUCCUGGGGAAAAACCAUAUACAUGUGGGAAACAAUUCUGUUUAGCUGCCAACCUUCAACAGUACGAGGGGCAGCACACUAGAGAGGUUCCCUUCAGAAGUUAUGUGGACAGAGCCUCGUUUAUAAAGAGCUGUACAGUCCAUGUGUCAGAGAAGCCCCUUACCUGUGAGGAGACAGGGAAGGACUUCUUAACCAGCAUGGGAUUUCUCCAACAACAGGUCACUCACACUGGGGAGAAGCUGAACAAUGAGUGCGAGGCUAUCUUUCACAAUGGAAAAAGUCGUCACCACUGUGGAGAAUGCAAGAAAGCCUUCAGCGGCACAGACACACUUGCUCAGGAUCAGAGAGUCCUCACUAGAGAAGGGCUUUAUGAAUGUGGCAAAUGUGGAAAAGCCUGUACCCGAAGAUGUAACCUCAUCCAGCACCAGAAAGUCCACACUGGAGAAAGACCUUAUGAAUGCAGUGAAUGUGGGAAAUUCUUUACCUACUACUCCAGUUUCAUUAUACAUCGGAGGGUUCACACCGGAGAAAGGCCCUAUGAGUGCAGUGAAUGUGGGAAAUCCUUUAGCCAAAGCUACAGCCUCAAUAGCCAUAGGAAAGUUCACACUGGAGAGAAACCUUAUGAGUGCAGGGAAUGUGGAAAAUCCUUCAGUCAAAGGUCCAACCUCAUUCAACAUCAGAGAGUUCACACUGGAGAAAGGCCUUAUGAGUGCAGUGAAUGUGGGAAGUCCUUUAGCCAAAACUUCAGUCUCAUUUACCACAGGAGAGUUCACACUGGAGAAAGGCCUCAUCAGUGCGGCGAAUGUGGGAAAUCCUUUAGCCGAAGCUCCAGCCUCAUUCACCACAGAAGACUUCACACUGGAGAAAGGCCUUAUGAGUGCACUAAAUGUGGGAAAUCCUUUAAGCAAAGUUCCAGCUUCAGUUCACAUCGGAAAGUCCACACAGGAGAAAGGCCUUAUGAGUGUGGGGAAUGUGGAAAAUCUUUUAGCCAUAGCUCCAACCUCAAGAACCACUGGAGAGUUCACACUGGAGAAAGGCCUAUUGAGUGCAGCGAAUGUGGAAAGUCCUUUAGCUGUAAAUCUAACCUUGUCAAACACCUGAGAGUUCACACUGGAGAAAGGCCUUAUGAGUGUGGGGAAUGCGGAAAAUCCUUUAGCCAAAGCUCCAGCCUCAUUCAACACCGGAGAGUUCACACUGGCAAGAGGCCUACUGAGUGCAGAGAAUGUGGGAAAUCCUUUAGCUCCAAAUCUGACUUCAUUCAACACCAGAGAUUCCAUACUAGAGAAAGGCCUUAGGUGUACAGGGACAUGUGGUUUCCUUUUAGAUAAUUACACUGGAAGAGGGAAGUUGUGAAGAAGCCAUCUGGCAAAUUUAAGCCUAUAUGUCUGAAAAUUCAUAGUGGGGAGAUCCAAGUAUGUGAGAAUCUAUAAGGAGCUGUGUUACACUUUCUAACCUGUCCAGGGCUUUUGCCAGAUUUAUGUCACUGCCGGUUUCUGUGGGAGAGUUUUGUCCUCUCUACCACUCAGCAGGUUCACACAGUGUGCAUCAGUUACCACCACAGUGUGCUCAGGGAAGCUCCCCCCUUUGCUGGAGGAAAUCAUGAUUAGUCUUAGCCCUUAUAGGGUCUUCAUUCUCUUCUCUUGUAGAAGUUAGGGCAUGGCCCUGACCCAGUUUGGGCCCAGUGGACCCAAUCUGAGUUCUGCCAGUAACUUGCCGAGAAGGACUGCAUUUUCAAUGUGUUAGUUUUGUGUGACACUCACCUUGGAUUUUCCUAUCUUCCAAGUCACCAACCUGGGAAUUCCCUGCCUCAUACUGCUUUGGAUUUUGCAAUAAUGAAGACAUUAUUGCUGGGGCGCCUGGGUGGCUCAGUUGGUUAAGCGUCCGACUUCGACUCAGGUCAUGAUCUCGCGGUUUGUGAGUUCGAGCCCCACAUCAGGCUCUGUGCUGACAGUUCAGAGCCUGGAGCCU
Molecule: messenger RNA, 5610 nt
Organism: Prionailurus viverrinus (fishing cat)
Lineage: Eukaryota; Metazoa; Chordata; Mammalia; Carnivora; Felidae
Product: zinc finger protein 211-like
Exons: 5
Coding region: 3321-4937 (538 amino acids)
Biological process (GO): regulation of transcription by RNA polymerase II
Cellular component (GO): nucleus
Molecular function (GO): DNA-binding transcription activator activity, RNA polymerase II-specific; RNA polymerase II cis-regulatory region sequence-specific DNA binding
Source: RefSeq, a predicted model, not a curated record